AUGCGUAGUAGAGUAUCGACGCCAAGCUACCGCUUUACCAGGGUUACCAGCUGUGUUUACAUUUUCCAGCGACCAAGCUGCGCAACUAAGACAUCCGAGGAACAACAUGCCUGUUCACUUUAAGGGUAUAUCUGAAUAUGACAGGAAUUUUAAAGAGAAGAAAAGAGAUGCAUCAGGUCAGGAACCUACAAAAUGGGCUGGUCUUCGAUCAGAUGAACUUGGGAUUACAAAGGAACCUAGCUUUGCUUCAAAACGACGAGUUCCCUAUUACCAUCCAGAGAUUUUUAAAUCAUUUCAGUGGAAAGCAUAUGAGCCAGAAAGCAAUGGGUUUGCUAACUCUAGAGAACCUAUUGAGUUGUGCCUUGAUGUUGAGAAAGUAUCAUUGGAUGAAGAGAUCAUACAUACCCCAGAGGCACCACGGCUAAAGAGAAAAGCCCGCUCACACUCUGCAGACCCCAGAAUACAGACUUCUAAUGGCAAUUUAUUACUAAAGACAUUAUCAACCAACGUGCCGAAAGAACAGAAAGAAGUUUCAGUGCCAUCAAAAGCAAGUCCACAAAAAGAAAACAGAGCAUACCAUAGAGCUCUACAGAAGAAAGCUGGUUUGAACAUUGACACUUUGCACCAUCCACUCAGGAUGUCUGAAUACAGAAAACAGUUUGAAAGGAAGAGCCCAUUGAAAAAUUCUCCAUUGCUUGCUGCAGAGCAGGUUAUAUACAACAAUAACCAAUCCGUCCCCCCAAUUAAAGUAGAUACAGCCAAUAAAGAAACAGAAUAUAAAAGCCAAUUUAAAGGCUCACCUAAUGCCAAAGGACCAAAAUUAAGAAGGGACUGGGAAGAAAAAAAUCUUUCUGUGAUUGAAUCAGAGAACUUACCACCAAAAACAAAGGAGAAAAAGAAAAAGAUCCCAGAGGCUGAAACCAGUCCAUCAAAGACUGAAAUAUCUGAACCACAAAACAAACAAACUGUCAAUAGAAAUAUUCUGAAAGAAAAGUUUAUUCAGCAGCUUAAUAAUCCAUACAAAGGUUUUAGAAAAAUGAAAUCAGAGUAUUCUGCAAAUUUUCUGUCUCCUUCUUCAUAUAAAUAUAAAGAUGGUGCCUGGGUGAGACUGAAUCACGUACAUGAUCAAGGUACUGAUUUCAGUCUAGGUUCCAUGUGGGUUGCAGAGGUCAGGGAGUUACGUGAUAAAGCUGAAUAUUACAGGCGCCGUGCACAGGGAACUCACUUCUCUCGAGAUCACUUGAAUCAAAUUCUGUCUGCAAACAACAGGCUGUGGGAUGUAUCUUCUACUUCUAGCACUGAGGACCAUAUCAGCACCAAUAUUAAAGCUCUAGAUCUGGCUGGAUUGCAAACACCCAAGGAAAAAACACAUAAAUCAAAGGAAUCAUCACCAGCAGAACUGAAAGAACCAUCUAAUACUGAAUUGUUGGGAAUUUCCAAUGCACCCACCAUGCCAGUUAGAAGAAAGCUUAUUUGGGAUGAGAAUGAUGUUACUGAGCAAAUCGAAGAAAGAGUAUCGCCAAAUAAAUAUGUAGAAAGUGUUGACGAUGAAGAAGAGGAAAUAGAGGAACCAGAUGAAGAAAGUAAAAAAGAACAGAUUACAAAAAGGUUGGAUGAUGUUAUAUUAAAUCCUUUAGCUGAUGGGUCUGAAAGAACAUCUCUGUCUUCAGGAGAAGGAGGAAGACUUCCAACUCCAAAACUGAGAACAUAUGGGUUAGCCCAUAGGACUCAUCACGAUCUUACCACUCCAGCCACAGGUGGGGCUCUUUUAGUAUCUCCUUCAAAAAAUAGUCCCCAUGCAAAUGAAGAGAAACACAUGGGUUCACUAGAAAAAAACUCUCCUUCAAAUAAUCCUGUCUCCAAGGAGAAUCUUAAAAGAAAACACAGCAAGGAUGAGAAGCAAUCCGCUCAGUCCCCACCUGUUGCUGGUAUGAAAACAGUGGAUCUUUUACCUCUGAGAGACGAUCUGUGGCCAAAUAGACAGAAUUACAGUAAACCAACUGCAGUUGCCUCAGAUCCAGCCACCAGAUCCCCUGUACAGAAGUCUUUUCUUUCUACAUCACCACAGCGGAGUCCAACUUGCCGUAUUCAUGGAGCGUUAAGGCAUCCAGAGUUCCAGCAUAAUGGAAACUUUGGCAGUCAAAACUAUUUGAAAACUUCAUUUUUGGAUGACAAUAUUGAAGAUGACAGACUGUCCCAGAUUUCUGCUAGAUCUGCUGCGUCAAGCUCUCUGGCUUCACAGGUUCUGGAACGUGCACAGAAAAGAAAAGAACAUUUUUGGGGCAAAAAGUGAAAAUGCAACUUACUCUACUAAAAACAAAAUAUUUUUUUCUUAGUUUUGCUGUGAAUAGUUUAUAGCAAAAUAUUCUGCUUUGUGUUUUGUUAUAUUUUAAUCUUUGAAAUUAUUUAAAAGUAAAUUUAAAUAUUGUA
Molecule: messenger RNA, 2430 nt
Organism: Bombina bombina (fire-bellied toad)
Lineage: Eukaryota; Metazoa; Chordata; Amphibia; Anura; Bombinatoridae
Gene: SAXO6
Product: Mdm1 nuclear protein
Exons: 15
Coding region: 107-2293 (728 amino acids)
Biological process (GO): negative regulation of centriole replication
Molecular function (GO): microtubule binding
Source: RefSeq, a predicted model, not a curated record